Phlebotomus argentipes is the source of this 3735-nucleotide messenger RNA. RefSeq lists its product as uncharacterized. Bases 767 to 3730 code for a protein of 987 amino acids. Gene Ontology annotation, cellular component: RNA polymerase II, holoenzyme. The record is from RefSeq and is a predicted model, not a curated record. Gene Ontology annotation, molecular function: RNA polymerase II complex binding. Gene Ontology annotation, biological process: mRNA 3'-end processing. Lineage: Eukaryota; Metazoa; Arthropoda; Insecta; Diptera; Psychodidae. The transcript is spliced from 6 exons.
UGCUGCACAAGUGACCCUCAAUGUAUCCCCCUCGGUAGCCCUUCCCCGUGAGACUUUGCAUGCUUGAGUGUGUUGUUGGCUGUCCGUGGACACCCUGGGGCAGCAGCAUUUGCAUGUUGGGGCGCUGCCUUGGGGCUGAAAGGGGGAGAAAAAUCACAUGAAGCCAUUGACUACCACGAUGGAGAAUACUACUAUUUAUCUGGGCGUCCGCUUUCGACAUGGUGGCUCUGUAGUCGCAUACUUUUCAUAAAUUACACUACCGUGAACAUUUAUAGAUCCGCGGAUGCACAAGUUGUUUUUUUUUGCUCUCAAGUUGCUUUUCUUAGUUUUGCGCAUUUCGCGGAGAUACUUUUGGAGAGUUUUAUGCUUUUUGCUGUUGAGGAUGUCAAAGUAAUGGAUGUUUUCUUGAGUUGAAGAAGAAUUAUGUGGAUUCAAAGACCUCAUUUUUUUGCUUGUUUGUGUGUUCCCCGCUGAAGUAGUUGAAUGUGUAUAUAGUUUGGUUGAAAGCUCGUGAGUCUACACUUGUGGGCAAUAGUGUAGUUGAGAAGCACAUUUAAUAACAAGAGAGUGUCCUCCUUGCAUAAAAGACUUAAUUUAGGCGGAUCAGGAGGAUAGAGUUAUCAGCGAGUGAUAGAGAAGGGCGCAGAGGCUAUUGUCGGGAGCUGAAGAAGAAGGAGGUUUGGGUAGUGCUCGAAAGGGGAGAAAACUCUAUUUACAUAGUGUUGUUUUCUACCCAUGACAGUCAGCAACAACAACAGCACCUCCAAUGUCCAUGCCGUCAACAUCGUCUGUAGCAGGAGGCCCGCCAGAUACCAACCGACAGCUUUUUAGCGUGAAGCAAGAGAGACACGACGAAGCGGAGAUUUUGGAGUUGGCUGCCAAAAUGAUGGAGAGCCACAAGGCGCAAAUGACCAAAGCGGCUCAACAGCAAGCAAUGCAACAGCAAAUGCGUUCUGUGAAUGUGAUCAAUAGCACAGGUCAGACCAACAUAUUAAGUUACUUUCAAAGAAAAUCCUCACAACAAGGGUCAUCGUCAUUACACGCAGCCGGAACAAGUAGUGCAUCAAUUGUUCCAGCGAGCACACCGGCGACGGCAGCCGUCGCGACGACAAACGGUGGCUCAUAUGCCAAUGGGAAGCAAGCGAAUGGGGACUCGACGGCGUCCGCGAGUCCCGAUGGUGAGAAGAAGGCGUGCGAUGAGGAGAGCCAGAAGGGCCACUUUGGGUGGCACACGUUCAAUAAGUCCAUCUACAUCCCAUACAUCCUGAGAUCGGGCGAAAAGUACUGCGCUGUGCGUAUUGUGGAGAGCAAACUCCUCAACAAGUAUCUCAACUAUCUCCACCAUGACAUCUACAGUUGCACAUGCGUCCGCAGUUACUACAUCACGGAGGCCGAGGGGCGACUCCUAAAUGAGAUUAAUCACAAGCACAGUGAGUCCCACUAUGGCCGGGACAUGUUCACGGUGAAGGAUCUGGUGGUGCGGCUGUCUGAUGUCAGCAAGUUCUGGACAUUCCUCGAUGUGUGCUACAAGAAGCUCCUCAUGGGCAACAACAAUCAGGGACAGUCGGAGAAGUGUGGAUUUAUUAGGAUUAAUAAGGAAUCUGUUGUUCCAUACACUGUUCGUGAUGGGCAAAAGUUUGUUCCAUUGUUCUAUUUCGAGGGUGAGACGGAGAAUCUCAAGUUGAAAGCCGAUAAUCUUUCCGGCUGGGAUCUUUCCUACUUGAAGUUCUGCUGCAAAGUUCAGGGGAUUCGCAAUGAGCUGUUCGCCAGCGAUAAAGUCGCGGUGAUCAGUUUGACGGACAUCAAGAGCUACUUCCCACCUGGCACGCAGUUUGAGGAUUACUGGCCCAGCAAGGUGGUGGACACCCAAUUGCUCGUGCAGAAGUCAAAUGCCAACAGUUCCGUUCACUGGACACGCCAACCAUCAGCCCCACCGCCCAAGUCAGCAGCCACUGCUCAAGCCAAAUCUGCUCCGGCGCGGAAGCAAGCCGCGUCGGCGGUGUCGUACGGAAAUGCCGCCGCCAUGCAGCAGCAAGUGAACAUGCAACAGCGACUACCCGGACAGAUGGGCAACACCAAUAAUCCGGUGGUGUCCAAUGUGUGGCCCAAUUUGGCCGGUGUGUCAGGACUCAAUCUCACGCCAGGGCAGGAACAGAUGCUGCGAAUGGCUCAGGCCGCUCAACAGCAGGUGCAGUCGCAAAGGGGAUAUCCAACAACGAGAUCCCAGGUUCAGAAUAUCAUGCAACGCCAACCCUACAACGUGAACUUUCCUCCUGUUGCGACAGCGAUGUCUGCAAUGACUGGUCUCACCUCAACCGCAAAUCAGGUGCCGCCGCCCCUCAUUAGAGGAGCACAGCAAGCACCCACUAGUCACCACAUGUCUAGUUGUGUUACUGGUCCACCGUCAUUACGCUCUAGUAAUAGUCUGACGAUAAAUCCUGUUGCCACUCCUUCCCACCUCUUGCCUCCUCCACCACCCUACAACGCGUCCAGCAACCACCUCCACGAAUAUCUGCUGGCGAACGUAUCGUUGGCGUCAUCACCAAAGAGCAGCCCGUAUGGCAGUGGCGGCGGCGGCGGCGCGGGCGUCAAGCCGUCGUACAGCGCAGCGGCGGCGUUCAAUAACAACAACAGCGACUUUCUGCUGGACAACAAUAUUCUGAGUGCAAUAUACUCGAAAACGCCCAUAACGUCAACGGCGAAUCUGCCGGUGGGAUCGCCGGCGAGGGCGUCGCCGAAUCAGAGCAGCGCCAUGGCCACGGCGAUGGUUAACAAUGGCCAGACAAAGCAUCCCCCGCCGCCGUUGAUUCCAAUGCCAGGCACGAAUAGCGCUGAUGCGUUCAGCAGCAUUCGCGACACGCUGCAGCAAUUGCGCAAUCUGAAAUCCUUGACAACGACGUUCUUGCCACAGAAUAUCCCCAUUCCCGAUCCCUAUGGCAGCCCCUCGCCGUCCCACGUCGCCGGCGCCACCUCGCCCUUCUCCCACCAUCCGCUGUCCAUGGCGCCGGCGGCCAAUCCCAUCAGCAACCCCGCCGCAUCCCUCGCAAACAGACAAACGAAAAGCGUAACUAUGUCAGCCACGGAUGUAAUCGAUCUGUCUUCCCCUCCAAGGUCGGCCGCCAGUUUACUCCACCACCAGCAACAGCAGCAUCAGCAACAACAGUUGCACCAGCAACAGCAGCGCAGUCAGCAAAUGCUGACCAACGGCCGCUGCAGCAGCGCCGCCAGUGCACAGAGUAUGAUGCACGGCGGCGUGCCGUCGGCCACGAGCGCCGCCGCUGCCGCCCAAGUGGCGGCGAUGCAGCAGCAUCAGAGGCAAUCGUCGGUUGACGCGUCCCGCCUCUCGGCCAUACCCGAGAUGGCGUCCCACAAUGGGAAUGUGCCGUAUAGAAUGCAAAAGGCGCAAAUUGAUGGCUGCACAGUGCCAUGCAUCAAUAUGAAAGCCUACUCGCACAGUGAUUUGCUCAUGACGCUGGCAGAUCUCAAAGAUAUUUUCUUUCCCCACAUGACACUCGAGAACUGCCGAAAGGUGCUCGAUGUCCUCAAUGUGGAGUUGUACAAAGGAAACAGGAGUCAAUUGAAAGUGUUCCAGGAGUACGGACAUCACGGCAUGGAGAACAUGGCGCUGGUGUUGGUGCGAGACAUUGUGAACUUCAUGCCGCAGCUCAAGUACAUGGUGCGGAGUCAACCUCAGGAGCAGCCUGCGCACAAGCGGGCGAGGAUCAGCUAGGAGAC